Morchella sextelata is the source of this 798-nucleotide messenger RNA. RefSeq lists its product as uncharacterized. The record is from RefSeq and is a predicted model, not a curated record. Bases 1 to 798 code for a protein of 265 amino acids. The transcript is spliced from 7 exons. NCBI's taxonomy places the organism in Eukaryota, Fungi, Ascomycota, Pezizomycetes, Pezizales, Morchellaceae.
AUGACGAAACCACAUCAGAAACGGAGAGAUUUGGCGGAGUCGGGACACAGUCUUGUUGGAUGCUGCAGACAGCAGGUAUCUCCUUACCUCAAGACCUCCAUUGACCUCACAAUAUCCAUCUAUCACAACGCAAUUGGCCAACGGGAAACCGCGAACCAACCUCAGCAAAGAUUCGGGACUCGGAAGAAAGGACGGCGGUUAUGGCAAUACGUUCCGCCUUUCGUCUGCUCAAAACACCACUCAGCUGAGCAAGGCGAGAGGUACUGUACUUUGGUGCAAUCGAUGGACUCGAGAAUUUUCCCCCGAUCUUCGCCGUCAAUUCACUACUGUUUAGCCAAACUCGAGCGCGGUCUGCUAUUUUCAAAGUCUAAUAUCGACCUGUGGAUGAGGAUCGAUUUGAUGAACUUCGACACUCUACAUCGCAUUCAGCGUUCACCGCACAAUUCCAGGCAUACUCACCUCUCCUUAGCCACCUCUCCUCAAUUUUAUCAAAGUAACAUACAUCUCCGCCACUCUAAAAAUCUGCUCCUUCAUAAGAAUCAUCGCUACCCGGGCCCUUGCCCUCUCAACCUGCAUCCACUGCCUGAACUUGAUCUUGCCCGCCUUCUUCAAGAAACGCCUAGCCUCCGUGAGAAGGGCUCGCCAUUCAUCAAUACUUGUUUGAAGCUCACCUUGACGUUGGGGGUUUUGCACACUGUGCCAGUAGCGGAACUGGAGGUCAAGUUUAAAAUGGUGCAUGUAGUAAAUCUGCACGUGGAGUUUAUCCCCCAGUUGGCGUAUCGUCGUUUUUAUCAAUAG